UUUUAAUUUUACACAUUGACUGCUUUCUUUAUCAAUGGAAGAUCAUCAAUGGCAAGACCCGCUUCUCCUCACUGACGUUUCUUGGCAGGAACAGAAUUCGCACUACGUUUCUUGGCAAGAGCGGAGCUUUGACACUGUAGAAAUGGCUGAUCCUAAUGAUUCUCAUCCUAACACUAUUGAUGGUCGCUCCUUGUUGGGUUUUUCACUUACAACCCCGGAUUUGGUCAUAUGUGCUAGUUCACCUGAUAUCACUUGCAUUGGAUACGAAGACACCCCAGAAUAUCUAAAGAACAGAAACCAAAGAAACGGGUUAGCAUCCACAGAGAUAUCUCUAGGGGAAGGCAUCACAGGUUUAGAAGCUGAAAAGAACCCUGAAUCCCCAACAAAGAAGAUUUCAGCUUUGUUCCCAGAGGUGCAGACUUCUAAUGGGGUCAUGAUUCCUGAGGCUUCCAUCGAGCUGCUGAUGAAGUCAACCACCCACGACAUGUGUCCAAGGAAUUCCCUUCCUGUGCUAAGCAUAAAUGCAGGAGAUAUUGCUGUAACUUCUGAGGGGGUUGAUUUCCUAGAGGACAUGCUUUUCACUGGUGGAAAUGUUUUCAGAACAGAUGCAAUAAUUGAAGAUGACAACGAAUGUCUAGCCCUGUACCAAAGUGCUCGAGUUGGCAAUUUCUCUUAUAAUGUUCAGAAUUUUGAGCCGGGAACUUACUUUGUUGAUUUGCAUCUAGCGGAGAUUAUAUUCACAGAUGGCCCUCUAGGGAUGAGGGUCUUCAAUGUCUUUAUACAGGAGGAGAAGGUAGUUUCUGGAAUAGACAUUUAUGCUGAAGUGGGUUCAAAUAAAGCUCUGGUUUUACGUGAUUUAAAGGCUUUUGUCCACAGUAAAGAGGGCUUAUCCAUCAGAUUUGAAGGAGUAACAGGAACUCCCAUCGUGUGCGGAAUUUCAAUAAGGAAAGAUUGUUUGGCAGCUUGUUUUUUAGGCUCAGGGAGUGCGAAAAUUGUCGAAGACAAAGAAUCAUCUCAAACAGGAGAUCAUAAAGAACUUGAAGGCUGCUAUGACUUUAACUCUAAUAUAUAUGGAGAGGUUUGGGAGCUACGAAGAAAAUUUGAGUUGCAGUAUAAAGAAUUAACAGAAACCAAAAAAGCCUUGGAAGAUAAUAAAAGGGAGAAUGAACUGAAAAGCAAAGAAUGCCAAGAAGCUUGGACGUCUCUUUCUGAGCUCCAGAAUGAGCUCAUGCGCAAGUCCAUGCAUGUCGGGUCAUUAGCUUUUGCCAUUGAGGGACAAGUGAAGGAGAAAAGUCGAUUGUUCUCAUCCCUUAGAGACUUGACCAGAAGAUUCAAGAUACUGAAAAUGGAGUAUAUCAAGCUAUCAGAAGAAGCAUCAGAAUAUAAGAAGUGCCUUGCAGAUAUGGCCCAGAUGACCCAUACCAUUCAGUCCACAAUGAAUCAGUAUGUAGACAUGGAAAAAGAGUCCAAGGACAUCAAGCUUAAAUUCAUUGAAGGUGCAAAGGAACGGAAAGAGCUUUAUAACAAAGUCCUGGAGCUGAAAGGGAACAUAAGAGUUUUUUGCAGAUGUAGGCCUCUGAACAAUGUAGAAAUUGCUGGAGGAGCUGCAAUGGCAAUUGAUUUAGACUCUGCCAAAGAUGGAGAGCUUACAGUCAAAGGGAAUGGAGCAUCCAAGAAGUUUUUCAAGUUUGACUCUGUCUUUACACCACAAGCAAACCAGGCUGACGUGUUUGAGGGCACAGCCCCCUUGGCAACAUCAGUUUUAGAUGGAUACAAUGUCUGUAUAUUUGCAUAUGGACAGACAGGAAGUGGUAAGACAUUCACAAUGGAGGGGACAGAAGAAGCACGGGGAGUCAACUACAGGACCCUUGAGGAGCUAUUUCACAUAAUCAAGGAUCGAAAGGGACUUUUCCAUUAUGAAAUUUCUGUGUCUGUCUUAGAAGUCUAUAAUGAGCAGAUUCGAGAUUUGUUGGUGCCAGGGUCUCAGUCAGGUGUCACACCAAAGAAGCUUGAGAUAAGGCAAGUUGCAGAAGGAAUUCAUCAUGUUCCAGGACUUGUUGAAGCCCAUGUAAACAACAUGAAUGAGGUCUGGGAAGUUCUACAGAUGGGAAGCAGCGCUAGAGCUGUUGGAUCAACUAAUGUGAAUGAACACAGUAGCCGAUCCCACUGUAUUCAUUGUGUGAUGGUGAAGGGAGAAAACCUGAUAAACGGUGAAUGCACAAGAAGCAAAUUAUGGCUUGUUGACCUAGCUGGAAGUGAGAGAAUAGCCAAGACAGAUGUUCAAGGAGAGCGCCUAAAGGAAACACAAAACAUUAACAGAUCUCUGUCUGCACUUGGUGAUGUUAUAUUUGCUCUUGCAACCAAAAGCCCUCAUAUUCCAUUCAGGAAUUCCAAGCUCACGCACUUGCUUCAAGAUUCUCUAGGUGGAGAUUCAAAGGCAUUGAUGUUUGUACAGAUCAGUCCAAAUGAGAAUGACCUGAGUGAGACUUUAUGCUCACUGAACUUUGCAAGCAGAGUAAGAGGAAUAGAGCUUGGUCCAGCCAAGAAGCAAUUAGACAGCAUUGAGCUUGUGAAAUACAAACAGAUGGUUGAGAAGGCCAAGCAUGAUAUAAAGAGCAAAGAAGUCUUAAUGAAGAAAAUGGAGGAGACAAUUCAGAGUCUAGACUUGAAGGUGAAGGGAAGAGAUCUCAAUAAUAAAAACCUACAAGACAAGGUGAAAGAGUUGGAAUCACAACUUCUUAUAGAAAGAAAACUAGCAAGACAACAAGUGGACACAAAAAUAGCAGAGCAGCAGCAGUUGCAACAGCUAGAAGAGCAACAACCUGCAGUUAUGAAGCCUCUACUGGCAACACCAGUGUUUGAAAACCAGAAGAUUGCCAAUGAACCAGUUAGUUCACUGAGUAAAGAUGUCAUGAAUCUCCCCAGACCACUCUCAGUUAACAAUAUCUCCAAACUUGUAACUGCUCCUCCUCCAACUGAAACCAUUCUCAGGUACAGCAAUCCCACUGAGAAAGAAAACAGACCCAAGAUGUCUGAACAACCACCACUACCACCACCCCAAAGGACUGGUAGAGCUUCCAUCUGUACUAUUAUACGCAGGAUUCCAAUGGUACCAGCUCCUAGACGUAAUUCUCUAAUCCCAUUACAUUCCACACCAAGCAUGACCACAUUGCCAUCACCAAUGGUACCAGCUCCUUUGCCACUUGCCCAAGCUGACCCCAUCAAAGAAGAUCCAGAAGAAAGUGAAGGUAGCUUGCCAGACCAAACACUACAAACUCUGGAGGGACAGAAAAGUGGGGUUACUAAGAAGGUGAACAGCAUAUUGAGAAGAAGCCUUCAAAAGAAGAUUUACAUUAAAUCACCAUUGCAGCAGCGAAGGAUGGGAGUAAAUAGAGGGAUAGAGAAAGUGCGUGUAUCGAUUGGAGGUACAAGGAGGUUAGCACAGAGAGUACUGAUCAGCAAUGCCACCAUGGCAGGUAAAGAAGUACAGCAAAGGCAGAACCAACGGGAAAAGGAGAGGGGUUGGGUUGUUGGCAGUGUUGGAACGAGGUGAAGGGGGUGGGCAGAGGGGCAUGUUCCCCCUGCAAUCUAUUUUCAAAUUUGGGUACAAGUGGCCUGAUUUUCCUAAAUCAUCCUCUACUUAGUUUUCUACACUGCCACAUUGUUGAUGUAAAUUCUAUAUUGUAAUUAGUUCUUUUCAUUUCCUCCCCCCUCCCAUACAAAGGGUGAAUUCCUCCCCGAUUUUAUAGAGUGAUUCAUCUUUUGCUUUCCAAUUUUACCUUAAACAUCUUAACACUUUUAAGAGGACACACACACAGAGUAACAGUGUCAGUUG
Telopea speciosissima is the source of this 3835-nucleotide messenger RNA. RefSeq names its product kinesin-like protein KIN-14Q. The record is from RefSeq and is a predicted model, not a curated record. Gene Ontology annotation, molecular function: microtubule motor activity; microtubule binding; ATP binding. Gene Ontology annotation, biological process: microtubule-based movement. The transcript has 17 exons. Lineage: Eukaryota; Viridiplantae; Streptophyta; Magnoliopsida; Proteales; Proteaceae. Bases 35 to 3553 code for a protein of 1172 amino acids.